CUAGAGCCGACAGCUCCUUUAAUUUCAUGGCGUUUUUCUUCAUCUUCGGAGCCCAGUUUGUCCUGACCGUCAUCCAGGCGAUUGGCUUCUCCGGCUGGGGCGCGUGCGGCUGGCUGUCGGCAAUCGGGUUCUUCCAGGAAAGCCCGGGCGCUGCUGUGGUCAUGCUGCUUCCGGCCAUCAUGUUCUCCGUGUCAGCUGCCCUGAUGGCCAUCGCGAUCAUGAAGGUGCACAGGAUCUACCGAGGGGCCGGUGGCAGCUUCCAGAAGGCACAGACGGAGUGGAGCGCGGGCACUUGGCGGAACCCGCCGUCGAGGGAGGCCCAGUACAACAACUUCUCAGGCAACAGCCUGCCCGAGUACCCCACUGUGCCAAGCUACCCGGGCGGUGGCCAGUGGCCUUAGAGAGAGCCAGCCCUGCUGCUACCGUCCACCGCCUCCUCCCCUUCAUUCCUGCUGCUACCCCUGGUCCUGAGGGCUGGGAGUACCUGGGGCCCCAUCCUCCAGCUGGGAUGGUGGAAGCCGGUGGUGGCCAUGGACCAUACCCCUCUUGCCAGAGCCACAGAACCCGUGUUCAUCUCAUCCGAGAGCAGAGUUCCUUGCAAGCACUCCCCAGUGGCCUCUGCCGUCCACAGGACACCCUCUUGCUCCUGGAAAUGUGUGGUCACCUGCCGUCCAGUGCACGGCCGGUAUGGCCUUGUCUUCAGGUCUCGAGGCCUGACUCCGGGGGACAGGUGGCAGCAGGUCGGCCGCCCUCCCGUCCUCCCAGAGCUGCUGGCGCUGAGGCCAGAGCGGCUCUGAUGGGGAGCUCCAUCUCACACCAGCUGCCCACCGUCACCAGGGCAGAUGCCCUUGGCCGGAACUAAGAAGAGGCAUCGGGGCCAGCUCCCGGUCCUCUGCAGUGAUAGAGGGCUUGGUGCCUAGCCGAGUCCUUGCUGUCCCCUCCAUCCCCGGAUCUGUGCGGUUCCAGCUUCGCCCCUUCCCCACAUUCCCCAUACCUGGGGAGCUCCUGGUCCAGGGUGUCCCGGGGUCACCCUCCUGCCCCCAAACCAGGGAUCCCUGGCAGGCCCUCUGUCCAUGCCCCCGUGUUCAGGACCCAGGCCAGGCCGGGAGCACAGCCGCUCCCUAACCCCGGCAAACCGGCAGAGCGCCGGUUUCCAGCAGCUGGAGCCCUGCAGGAGCAGCCUUUUGGGUUGUGUGUGUAUGUGUGUGUGUGUGUGUGUGUGUGUGUGUGUGUGUGUGUGUGGUUUUUCUUUUUUUUUU
Messenger RNA from Piliocolobus tephrosceles (Ugandan red Colobus), 1259 nucleotides. RefSeq names its product secretory carrier membrane protein 4 (gene SCAMP4). The coding region runs from base 27 to 401 and encodes 124 amino acids. The record is from RefSeq and is a predicted model, not a curated record. Gene Ontology annotation, biological process: protein transport. Gene Ontology annotation, cellular component: trans-Golgi network membrane; recycling endosome membrane. The transcript is spliced from 3 exons. NCBI's taxonomy places the organism in Eukaryota, Metazoa, Chordata, Mammalia, Primates, Cercopithecidae.